GGCUCUCGGCGCAGGACACCGCACACAGCAACGACGCUGAGGCGGCGGCAGGAUGGAGAAAAUGAGCGGAGCAAAUGAAGAACGCCGCUCUCCAGUCCUCAUCGAAAGCCGGGCGCCGUGGACACCGACGAGACGCGUGUGCUUAUCACCUGCCGACAGCGGGACGCCGGCAAGGGCCUUGCCGGACGAGAAACCCGAAAAGCCCGAGGACGCCCAGCACGGACCGAACGCCGACGCAACCGAUGGCGCGAAAUCUUCGUCGUCUGCGGAGUCGUCAAGCAGCCGCAUCGUUGCGAGUCCGGACAGCGCGGUUGUCGUCGAGUCUACCAUCGGCAGCACGUCAUUGUGCGACAGCCAGGACGCCACGUCGGUGACGUCCCUCAGGGCCACGAGCGGCGGCAGAGGCCGCCAAAGGAGUCCGGCGGAAGCAGCAGCAUAUCAAGCCCGCCGGCUCCGAGCGAUUAGGACCUUCUGGCGGAUGCACAAGAAUGCGAUGCUCAUUGCCUUCUUCGUGCUCUUCAUCGUUGGCUGCCUCAUGGCUACCGCAGUAGACCGCAGGCGGACGGCCCUCGCUGAUUUGGCGGCCGCGGCCAUGGCGCCGUCCCAGAAAGAUGCCAGACACGUGAAGGACGCGCCGGUCGUGGCCACAGUCCCUUUCUCCAAGUGGAAGUCAGUGAUGAUGGGCCCAGCUGCCCGCGCCAUCUCGACGACGCCAUCCGCUCACGGUGGGGAUGGCGACGAUGGAGAACUUUCUCCAGUUCCCACGUCCGUUGAGACCGAAGCUAGUGGCGACGCGAGUGACGCACUAGACAACGUCGAGGCGCACGAUGAAGAGACGCCGUGGACAGCUGCGGGUCGACUCGAGUCGACCAGGACGACCGGGAGGCAGCGCAGGCGGCUGCCGGCUGUCUCGACGAGUAAGCGGCGGCCGCUCCGUGAGCUUUCUCCAGGGCAAAGCCGUGACCCCGACGAAGGCGACACAGGGCCCGGCAACAGGAUGCAUGCUCCCUCUUUACCGAGGGACGCAUUGCACGACCCCUUUGGCAGUUUGACCAAUGAUCGGUGCGGAGCGGUUCGGUACACCUUCUGCCCUCGCCUGCGCCGCGAGGUGUUCUAUGAUCGCAAGAGCCGCGACUGCGUCGCAGUCAUAACAGCCGCGGAACACGACGCAGAAAAAGAAGUGGCGUCGAGGGUUGCGGCCCGGUACCAGCACACCAGCGCCGACAAGGACGAAGCACCGCUGUGCAACAGCAGUCCGAACCGCUUCUCUUCGCUGGAGAGCUGCCGCCAAAGUUGCCAGCGAAGCGAGUUGCCGGCGGAGCGCUGUUUCGACAAGACCCUCUUCACGGACUGCGGCAGGGAACACGUGCUGUCCACACGGUGGUACUUCGACGGACGCCGGUGCCGCGAGUGGCAUUUCCCUGCUGGCCGCUGUCCCACUGCGCAGGCGUUCCGCAGCCGAGCGCAGUGCGCAAGGACUUGUGCAGCAUCAGCUGUGGGGCCUCAGAAAAAAAGCCCACAAAACGAUCGGUGCGGCCCCGCCCCGUCUCGGCCAUGCAAUGAGCGCCAGCUGCGCUUCCUUUACUUCGCUGACGUGGCCUCGAGUGACGGUCAAGUUCGGUGCCUGAAGGCCUCGCAAGCUACACUCGUCGGCCGCCGCUGUCUCGUUGGACCAAACCGCUUCGAAGACGUGGCCAAGUGCCGGGCAGCUUGCGUACGUGGCGGUGACGAAGGCGCAGACCGCCAUUAACGCGAUUCCCACCGAAAAGACGGGGCCCGGGCACAAGCGGCGAGCCUAGCACAAAAAUUUGAAGGCACACGCAAGAAAUUA
Messenger RNA from Dermacentor silvarum, 1831 nucleotides. RefSeq lists its product as uncharacterized. The transcript is spliced from 7 exons. NCBI's taxonomy places the organism in Eukaryota, Metazoa, Arthropoda, Arachnida, Ixodida, Ixodidae. The coding region runs from base 53 to 1750 and encodes 565 amino acids. The record is from RefSeq and is a predicted model, not a curated record.